Molecule: messenger RNA, 1727 nt
Organism: Prunus persica (peach)
Lineage: Eukaryota; Viridiplantae; Streptophyta; Magnoliopsida; Rosales; Rosaceae
Product: B-box zinc finger protein 32
Exons: 1
Coding region: 773-1567 (264 amino acids)
Molecular function (GO): zinc ion binding
Source: RefSeq, a predicted model, not a curated record
AGUUACAUGAAUAAUUUGUGGUGAUUGCAUAUAUCAAUAAUUUACUUUGUAAGAGGCUUGUAGUUUAAGUGGUUUAGAGCAUUUAUCAUUGCCCUAAAAAUGCAUGGUUCAAUUCUCCUCUCUCCCGAUGUCGCUUGAAUUAAAACAUAAAAAAAUAAAAAGAAAUUUACUUUAAAAGCUUUCCUAAUCAAUAAAAAAUGAAAAAUAAAUUUGAAGUUAGUAAAGAUGUAAGAUAAAAAGAAAAGAAAAGGCUAGUUGGGACUUAGAUGCAAUAAACCAAAAGUAGGAGGAGUAAAGGUUGCCAAAAAAACCAAAAAGUAGGGUGAGUUUAUGAGUAGUUUCGAGGGGAACGAGGUUUAUGUGGACAGAGACUGAGAUUUCGAGAGUCCAAGGCAAAGCCAAAUACAGACACAUGAACACACACCCUUAUUUUUCUUCUUCUCUCCUCUCUCUCAUUUGUUUUGUUCUCCUCCAUAAUUUUAUUUCUAUUUUAUGUUAUUUUUAUUAUAAAUUCAAACAGCCCUCCACAGCCUCCUCCACUCAAACACACACAAAAACACAAGGCUCCUUCUCCUCCUCAUUAUCAACCAUAAAAAAAAGACAACUCAAACUCUCUCUCUCCCUCUCUCUCUCUCUCUACCUCUCUGUCACUACCUACACCAUUUCAUUCCCCACCGCCUUUCUCUCCAUUUAAUCCCCCCACACCCUCAAAACACCUCACCACCUUUCAAACCCACAACCCAAAUCCUCCAGCUCUCUCGCCUUCUCCACCAUGAAAGCUAGGGUUUGCGAGCUCUGCGACCAAGAAGCUUCGCUCUACUGCCCCUCCGAUUCCGCCUUCCUCUGCUCCCGCUGCGACGCUAGGGUCCACCAGGCCAACUUCCUCGUCGCUCGCCACAUCCGCCAAUAUAUCUGCUACAAUUGCAAGGGUCUUACCGGAAGUCGGAAUAUCCGGUCAUUCUGCUCGUCAUGCUCGCCGGAUAAUUUUUCUGGUCAUGGUAACGGCGACGGGGACACCCAGUCCUCUUCCUCGGCUUGUUCCGCCUGCGUCUCUAGCACUGAUUCCUUUGGCGGAACUGCGGCGACGAAGGCUGGGUUUGAUAACUUGAAAUCUGAGAGCUCCGUAACUCAGGUUUCCGGCAAGUUGUCGAAUAUUCCGGCGAGAUUCUCCGGCGCAAAGAGGAAGUGCGUACAGAGGGCGCAAGCGCGAACUUCGACGAGCGCGGAUGCAAAAGCGAAAGGUAGUUUCAUAAAUUGGUGCAGUCAGCUGGGGCUGAAUGGUAAUUAUACCGCGGCGGUGGUGUCGACGGCGUCGAAUGCGUUGGGAUUUUGCUUGGGGCGGUUGGCGGGCGUGCCCCUGAGAGUGUGCCUGGCGGCGUCGUUUUGGUUCGCAUUGAGAUUCUGUGGGGGCAGGUCGGUGUCCACGCGUCAGAAUCUGAGACGGAUUGAGGAGUUGUCGGGAGUGCCGGCUAAGCUGAUCCUGGCCGUUGAAGCGAAGCUCGGGCGGGAGCUGAGAAUUAGGCGCGCACGGCGUGAUGAUCUAGAGGAGGGGUGGGCCGAGUGUUGAGUGUUGAGUGUCAGUGUGGGAUGAAUCUGGCACGUGCGAGUGCAAUGUAGGAGUGUGAACUGAAGUGAUUUUAGUUAUUAAUUAGUCAACAACAGAAGAUUAGGGUUCAACUGAGAAAAAAAAUUUAAAUUAACUUUGUAAGUUUUCGGUUUUUAGUUUU